CGAGCUAAUGAAGCUACGGAUAAAUCCACCGAAAACUCUCCAGAAAAAAGCCAAGAACAGAUUAAGGAUGAGGACUCAAUCAAGUUAAGGAAAGGAAAGCUCUCAAAAGAGAAUCUGCACGAUGGAAGUUCCGAUAAGAUUUUUUUCGCUUUAUAUUUAAAAAUUUCCAAUGCCGAAAAACAAAACGAUGAAGUACGACACGAGCUAUUAAGAAGCUAUUACUAUUUUGGAGAGGAAUUAGAAAAACAUCUUAUCCAGUAUAAAGAUCUUGAGGAACACGAGGCCCAGAAGAAGGUUAAUAACGAAGUUAAAGAGCAACUCCUGAAAGAUGUUUCCAGACCUACAAUCCGAAAAAAAAACAAAAAGAGCUCGAAAGAUUUAUGGCCUUUUUUUUCGUGUUAG
Messenger RNA from Ambispora gerdemannii, 402 nucleotides. The record is from the annotation of a GenBank genome assembly. Lineage: Eukaryota; Fungi; Glomeromycota; Glomeromycetes; Archaeosporales; Ambisporaceae.